AUGGGCGCCGAGCGGGAGGCGCAGGCCUGCGCCGCCUUCUACGGGCCGCGCGCGCCCUGCGCCGCAGCGCUGGCCUGCGUGCGGAGCCUGCGGCGCUUCGCGGGGAGCGCGGCCAAGAGGGGCCGCGAGGAGAGCCUGGAGGAGGCUCUGCGGCACUCGCGGGCGGCCCGCGAGGCGCUGUGGGCGCUGGGUGAGGCGGCCGCGCGGCCCCUGCUCCGCUGCGUCCUGGCUUUCCAGGCGGAGGCCGCCGGCAGCUCCGGCUGCUUCCAGAAGCUCGAGCAGGUGGUGACCACGCUGGCGGCGGGGCGCGAGGCGCUGCUGGCCCGGGAGGUCGCCGAGCUGCUGGAUGGCCUCGUGGGACACGAGGUGCUGUCCGCAGAAGACCUGCAGUCAGUGUGCAUGUUCAUGGAGGAGAGCAGCCUGGGACGGCUCCACUGGCGGCAGAACCUGGCCCCACUGCUGCAGCGCCUGGCUGUGACCUUGGCCUGGGUGCUGCGGAGCCCCCCAGCCAGCGCUGGACCCUGGGGCUACGCGGCUGUCAAGGCCUGUCUCCAGCUCUUCCAGGUGCUUCCCAAGGAUGUGGCCCCCCUGGUGUGGAACGAGGAGGAGAGGAGCGAGGCGCUGCAGGGCGUUUUGGGACUGCUGCUGCAGGUCGUCAUGGGCAAGGUCCCGAACAAGGACACGCGGCUGCUGGCGGGCACCGUGCUGAGCAUGCUGGUGAACACGGCGCCGCAGGCCACGAGCGGGGCCCGCGCCGCGCGCGCGCUCCUCCAGCUCGCCCAUGAAGGCAUGGGAGAGCUGAGGUUUGGGGAGCUGGUGGUAGAGGCCACGUCUGUUCCAGAGCCAGAUGGGCUGGAGAGGCUGGUGCUGGCCCGAGGUUUGCUCACCUGCUGCAGGACAGACAUCCUCAGCUGCCAGCUGGAGGGCUUCACCCACCAGGCUUGCUUGCUGCUGGAUGUGCUCUUUCCUGCUGUGUGUGCCCUCAGCAAAGAGCAGAGGGACUGCCACUACUACUGCUUCCAAGUUUUCUCCCUCUGGCUACAACGCAUCCAGGAAAGCCUGCCCAGGCUUUGGUGCUUGAAGGAGACCCGCAUCCUGGCUGAGGACUCUGAUCUCUUCAACCAGCUCAUGCAGCUGCUGUGGAACAACGCUGAGACCCCAGUGGAAGGGGUGUCUGAGUUUAUCCACAGCUCCUUUCGGCUGCUCCUGGAAAUCUACUGUUUCGAGUGCAGGCACUUUGAGGACCAGGAGCGGCCCCUCUACAGGCAGAUGCUGAAGAGGGUCAUCUCAAUGCCGUGGCAAGUCAAAGGCAGAUACGUACCUCUGUGCGCCAUCAUCCCCUACGUGGGCAGUGAGCAGGUCCUGGACGCCUACGGGGACCUGCCGCAGCACCUCCUGAGCUGCCUCGCCACCAACCACCUGUGCCCAGCCGCCAGCGAGGUCUACAAGGCCAUGGUGCAGCAGCAGCGUGCCGAGGGGCUGCUCGCCGAGCAGCGCGCCGAGGAGGCUCUGGCCGAGCGCUGGGCGCUGCGCUGGCUGCCGCUGCUGUCGCGGGCGCUCCGCUCGCCGGUGCCCAUCCUGCAGAGCAACGCUGCCAACCACCUCCUGCCCUGGACGCUGCGCCUCCUCCCGGCCGCCUACGCGGCCCUGGCCACGGAGUUCGGCGGGCAGGACGAGGCCGCGCUGCGCGCAUGGGUGGCGCUGCUCAGGGCACAGAAGAGCCUCGCGGGGACGCUGGCGGUGGAGGGCGAGCAACGGGAGCGGCUGCGGCGCUGCCUGCACGCCGGCGAGGAGGGCGUGCGGCUCGCRGCGCUCGGGCUCCUCUGCUGCAGCCCCAGCACCAGCCGCGCACUGGCGGGCGCCGAGGUCCGGCUGCUGCGCGAGUUCCUGCCCCUCAACCUCAACAGCGACUCCUCAGCCUUCCGGCAGCUGCUGCAGGCGGCGCUGAGGAAGGCGCUCGUGCGGAUGCGGGACAGCUCGCUGGCCCGCCUGCGAGGGAGGACACCCAAGGGCACCAGGACGGGCGACGGAGCUGAGACGGAUGACGGAGAGGGGCAGCUCACCCAGGCAGUCGACUUCGUGGAGUGGCUGCUGCAGCUCAGCAUUUCCUCGCUCUCCCCGGGCUCCAAUUACCAGAGGAAGAAGACAGGCCUGCUCCUCCUGUCAGCGGUUUUGGAGACCUGCACAGACACCUGGAGGCCCGAGCGGAAGAAGGGGCAGCCUCCACAGACCAUGGCCGCRCUGCUGAGCUACGCCAGGCACCAGGGCUGCUGGGACUUCUUCUCGCAGCCCAACCUGCUGGCGCUGCUGAGCUGCCUGCAGGACAGCACCAGCGAGAUCAGAGAUUUGGCUUCAGAGCUGCUCAUCCGCUACUUUCCAUCACCUUUCCCUGAGCCUGUGGCCCAGGCUCUGUUCCAGCUGGCCCAGRAAGCCCUGAGCAGCCCCCGGGUUCAGGAGGCUGAAGCUGGAGCUCUGCUGAUGAAGACGAUUCUGCAGAAGUCAGACAGCAGCCUCAUCAGGAGCCUGUCCCUGGAGGCUGGAGCAGCCCUGGCAGCGCAGCCCCCGGGGCUGUGCUUUGCUCGGCACCUUCUGCAUGAGCUGCAGGCCCAGCUGGCCGCGGCGCGCCAGGACUUGCUGCAGGCAGCAGCCACCAAGCCAAUGCAUGGAGCGAUCGCAGCCCUGCGCAGGUGCCUGCUGCAGGUGCCCGAGGUGGCCGUCUCCAUGCGGGCGGCAGAGUGGGUGCAGAGCUGGCAAAAGCUCCUCACCAGCCUGGUGGCCACAGCAAGAGACAUCACCUCCUUCCUCYUGGGUGCCCUGCAGAGUGGGCAGGGCCCCAGCGCUGACCAGCAAGCCAYUGCCCCGUCGUUCGCAGACAUGGGGAACGCCAUCGGCUCCCUCAUCAUGCUGGGGAAGGGCCAGAGGCAGCAGGAGGACGACUCGAUCCUGCUGUCGGAGGAGCACAACCUGAUCCUGACCUGUUGCUGGGUGUCAGUGAAGGAAGUCGGGCUGCUUUUGGGAGGCCUGGUGGAGCUGCUGCUGUCCCCAGAGCCCGCCGGCCCUGCGCGCCUGCUGCCGCUUGCCACCCUGCAGACGGCGGCCAAGGUCUUCCAGGAAAUCCUGCUGCGGUGCCGGCACUGGGGCGCAGUGGAGGGCUGCAGCGUGGGCUUCACCAAGUUCUGCACCGCCUUGCUGCACCACGGCGACGCGGAGCUGCAGGCCAUCCCGCAGGCCAUGCUGGACCAGGGGCUAGAGAUGCUGAGCGGGCCCCGGAGCAGCUCUGUGACGCGCCGCGCCGCCGGCUUCCCCAUGCUCUUCCUCUGCAUCGCCAGCGGGGAGGACUCGGCCCGGGGCCGCCCGCUGCUGACCCGUUGCAUCCAGAGCCUGCUGGCCUUGGCCAGCACCGCCCUGCCGCAGGACUGGGACCAGACCCUCGACCUCCCGCAGGUGUGCGCCCUGCACGUGCUGCAGACGCUGCUGCGCGGCGCCGGGCUGGGCAGCGCGCUGCUGCCCUACGCGGCGCCCUUGAUGGCCCUGGCGCUGCAGGGCCUGGGCUCCCCGAGCUGGGCCAUGAGGAACGCCGCCAUCCAGCUCUUCAGUGCCCUCACRACCCGGCUGGUGGGGCAGAAGCAGAGCCGCGGGGAGGGCGGCCCCACGGACGGCAUGAGCCUGCCGGCCUUCCUCGCGCAGCACCCGCCACUGGGCGCCCUGCUGCUGCACGAGCUGGGGGCGGCCGGGCAGCCGGCCCCGGGGGGGUCCCCGCUGCACCCCACGCUGCACCCCGUCCUCACGCUCCUGGCCCAGCUCCAGCCCGGCGCCGACGAUGCCGACAGCUCCUGCGCUCCCUUCGUGGCGGUGCUGCUGGGGCUGGCGGGCAGCCCGCUGUACGCCGUGCGCGCCAUGGCCGCCCGGGCGCUGGGCGCCCUGGUGCCGCCGGCGCGGCGCCGCCGCCUGCUGCUGCAGCUGGCCCGGCAGCUCCCGGCGCCCGGCCGCCUGCGCUCGCACAACGCCGCGCACGGGCAGCUGCUCCUCAUGCAGGCCCUGCUGGGCCCCGCCGGCACCGACGGGCGCUUCCUUGCCCGCAGGGCGGCGGAGCUACGCGCCGUGGCGCGGCGCCUCGAGGCGCGGGCCUGGCUGCUGAGCCCCGCGCAGCGCUGCCCGCUCCUGCGCGCCACCUUCCUGCGCGUGCUCGGCCCGCUCGCCGCCUCCUGCAGCCCCGGCUUCGCCGCGCACAUCCGCAGCGCCCUGGCCGCCGAGCUGCGGGGCCGCGAGCCGCACGGGAGCGCCGCCGAGCUCCAGGUGGGCUCCGCCGUCCUGCACCGAACCAUCGCCUGCUUCCUGUGCAGCGAGGCCGCCCGGCUGGCGGAUGAGGAGGGAAUCGGCACCGUCUGCUCGCUCCUCUGGGAGCCCAAUCCCGACGUGCAGUUCGCCAUCCUGGGAUGGGUGCUCAAAGGGGAGGGAGAGAAGUGCGAGACCUUGGAGAAGGCCCUCCGGCUAACGCUGCUGGAGAAUUUACAGUCAGUGCUGCAAGACAGAAGGAACAAAGAGUUCCUGAAAUCAUACCUUGAGGCUUUGGUGCAUCUUUGCAGAAAUACCACAUCUUGGUCCCAGGAUGCUUCCUGUAAGCUCCAGGGUUCCUCGUCAGCUUGUGUGGAAACCCUGCUCCUCAUGAUAGAAACUGAGGACCCUGGCCCAGACCUCCUGUUCCAGGCCCUGUGUGCAGCCAGCCUGCUCCUCACGCUCAGGUGCGGGGAUGAAGGCGCGCCGCUGCUGGGGCGCUGGUGCGCGGUGCUGGAGCAGUGCAGCGCGAGCAGCGGCGCCGAGGCGCUGCGGCUGGCGGCGGCGCGGUCCGCCUGCGCCGCGCUCGGCCCCGCGGCCCUGCGGCUGAUUAAUGUGGGCAUCCACCUUCUGCAAGAUGAGGAGCAGGAAGUUCGGCAUGAGGCCGCCAACUUUGCCAGCCUGGUGUGCCAGCUGCCGGGAGAGCAGGUCCAGGAGGGCAGCAUCUCUGUGCAGGCCAACACAGGGCUCCUGGGCCUCCUGCAGCUCCUCCUGGAGAGGUUCGGGGACCACCCGGAGACCUUUGGCUCAUUGCUGCAGCACCUGCCCCUCCUGGAUGUCAGCARCAUCUUGGAAGAGCUGGAAACCAACAAAGGCAGCAGCCUGUACAAGGACGACGAAGCCAACGUGUUUGCGGAGCCGGCUGUGCUCGCRCAGCUGCUGCUCCCCUUCCUGCUGCAGCUCCUCGAGAAGGUCCCCCGCGGGUCGGYGCUCAGCUGGCUGCAGGCCGCGGGCCCCGGCAUCCUGCGGGACCUGCACUCCUGCAAGCGCCGGUGCAGCCCAGAGGCCGUUGGCCCCUUCUGGAUGAAGGCGCUGGGCAGCGCCAGGCUGCACACGGCCGUGGCCGUGCUGCUGGCCAGGGCCAGGCUGCUGGCGCGGGCGCUGGACGUGGUGCCCGGGGGCGCCGCGGGGCUGGGCUGCAGCGCCCACGAGCUGCGCCAGGAGCUCGCGCAGCUGCAGGGGCUGCUGGCUGCGCACGGGCUGGCCCGGGGCAACGGGCCGAGCGAGACGGGCCCGCUGUGCGGCGCUGCCUGA
This is a messenger RNA of Nothoprocta perdicaria, 5589 nucleotides long. RefSeq names its product thyroid adenoma-associated protein homolog. Gene Ontology annotation, cellular component: cytosol. NCBI's taxonomy places the organism in Eukaryota, Metazoa, Chordata, Aves, Tinamiformes, Tinamidae. Gene Ontology annotation, biological process: tRNA methylation. The record is from RefSeq and is a predicted model, not a curated record. Bases 1 to 5589 code for a protein of 1862 amino acids. The transcript has 32 exons.